AUGGACCCAACAACACUGUUGAUAACGUCUGGACCUCCUUUUGCAGUCGCAGAUCCUCCUUCCAAGGACGACAUCUACCUGCCGAUAUCGCGAUCCCCCCAGCUUGCCGACAACAAGCGGGUCUUCACCUCCACCAGGAGGUUCCGAGUGCACAACGAUGCCGACUCAGCCAGGAGCCUCCGCUCGCACGACAUCCCUGGUGCGCAGGCCAGCAGCACGCGGAACCUCCUGGUGACCAAGAGGUUCGGGAAUGACAAGAAGGCCGUGGUCGGGAUCUACGACGAGAAGACACAGCACGAGGUCGAAGCCUUCUGUUCCGUGUACCACAAGGCCAGCAACACAGGGCUGCUGGGAGAUGCUGUUCUCGGAAGUUACCUUCCUCACAGGUCGCAAUCGUACAGGCUGAAGAACAAGAACGUCAAGUACUCGCUGCAGACAGAAGAUAUUUUCGGCGCACAACCAAAGCAGUUGUCCAGAUUCCUUGAAGUCACCUCGAGGCAUCUAGAUCCUCUCUCUCCCAAGUACAAACACCCGAGCUUCAAACCUGCCGAUCCUCUAGUGCCCAAGUCGAAUGGGCACAACUCGCUCGAUGUCAAGGACCUGGUCUUCUCUGCCGGAGAUGGAGAGCUCAGACCUGUCUUCGGCGUCGGGAAGCUGGUGAUGAGCAGAGCUGAUGGAGGAGCCGCAGGGCUGUUGGAUAACAAGGCGACCAGAAGAUCGCAGAGACAAACGAGGAACCCGCUAGGGGAUGAUAUCCUCACCAUCACAAGAGGCCCGACCAUGCCGGGGAUCACGGGCUCCUCGUUCAAGAGCCGACGCAACACAGACCCGCUGGCUCCUGCUUACCACCUGAGCCUGGAGCUCUCGGCUGUAGAUCACGAGACUUUGAGGGCGAAGAUGUCUCCUAACGCUUCGUCUCCGGGAACCAAUGCGUCGCCAACUUCGCUUGACGUGUCGGGUGAAGUUCAGAGUCCCGGUGGAGCAAGUCCUGGGCAUUUGAAUGGAGAACUUUCCGAAUCCUUUGUGCAGGAUUCCAACGAUUUCAACAUUGUUCCAUUUCAAGCUGAUGGUCCCAGAACACGAUUAUGUGAUUUCGGUCUGACCUUUAUCUCUUUGAGCAGGGAGCCUUUCAAAGUCUACAUCAACUACGGAGUAGUAGAGGGAUCCUCCCCCUCCAACCUGGACCUGAAGCGGAUGAAGUACUCCAGUCAGUCGGGCGAGGGCUCCCCAGACCUCAAAGGAUCGACGCUCCUCAAGACGGAGGAUGUCGAUGGCGCAGGUUUCCAGCCUUUCAACGCCAUGAAGUCGCAAGUCGGCGGAGGGAUCUACGGUGGAUCAUACAGGAAGUCAACCACCUCUAGGAGGGAGUUCAGAGAGACCAAUCAGGUCAGCGACAUCGCGGGCGAGGUCGAAGGGCGACCGAGAUACACGACAAUGCACAACCGACCGACCCGGCACCUCGACCCCCUCCAGCCGGAAUACGCUUCCCUCGACGGAAGCGGGGCGACGCUGAAGGCCCCGCCCGGGAGUUUUAACGUGAAGCACAGGGCUGCAGCGAGUCAGCGAGAGAAGAUGGAGAGGGUCGAUCAGAGAGAUUUCUACGAUAGGAAGGAGGCGCAAAGGCAGCUGAGCGAGGAGAUCUCUGCUGUCCGCUCGCUAGAGUGA
Guillardia theta CCMP2712 is the source of this 1665-nucleotide messenger RNA. RefSeq lists its product as hypothetical. The record is from RefSeq and is a predicted model, not a curated record. Lineage: Eukaryota; Cryptophyceae; Pyrenomonadales; Geminigeraceae. The transcript has 18 exons. Bases 1 to 1665 code for a protein of 554 amino acids.